AUGCCACGUGCGGCCCCUCCCCCCCAACCAAGGUCUCUUUAUGAAUGCAUCUCCAAGGGAGUGUUCAGUCUCAAGGAGGCUGCACAGCUUGUUUUACGUCAAAAAGAACGGAACGAGUUCAACCAGGGCGCCUAUGAGGAAUUCAUCAAUUCCGAAACGACUUUCCGCGUUAUUUCUUACUGUUCUGACGGUCUAAGCGGAUUAACUGGAAGCUCAUUAGAAUUAAGGUUGAUCGCGUCACAGCUCCAGGGCGAUAUGCUCGCGGCGAAGGUAGAGAAAUUGACAAGGCAGCUAGAAUUGUGUGGGCGAGGCGAUCAACCACCGAAGUUGUUGGCAAUGACACUCAGGAACUGCACCAAAGAAUGGACAUUAGAUGCGCCUUCACCCUUCGCCAAAGUAGGGGCUUGCUAUUUUGCCACGGACUUGAUCGGAUAUGGGGGCGAGGAUGCGAGAUCGGGGGAACGGUUAUCGGAGAAGCUUUUCUUUCAAUCCGAACUAUUCAAAGCUUUGCAAAUUGCAUUACGCGACGUUAGAAACUGCCGAUACGACUACGAAGAAGAGAAGUUCAUACCCAGCAGUAGAAAAUGCAAACGAGCACACGUGUCCGAUGCCUCUGAGGGAGAAGAGCAAGGCGAAAACGGUUUUCAAGCAGCGUCAGUCAUCAAGUGAUGUUUCUUCAUUUUGUCGGCAGCGUCAGUCAUGUACCAAUUGCAUUCUUCUCUUGUAGUGUAUUUGUACAAGCUUUUUGUGUUUUUUUUGAUGUAAUCACGUCAUGUCUAUGUUUUCCUUUUUUCUGUACAAUUCAGGUACGAAUUGUGUCUGUUUUUCUUCAGUGGUAUGUACUCUCUUUUUAGUUUUGUUGUUGUUUGUUUGAGUUUCUAAAUAGCUUGGCGCUGUGCCAUGCUUUGUUCUUAUUAUGUGCUUUCAUUCCAAUACCGGUUCUAAUCGCAUUGCAGGAUCUGCUUGGCGAUGAUUCUCUUUGUUUCUUCAGUGACAUUUCAUCUCAGGGUCGAGUCUCUUCCUCAUUCUGUUCCUUAUUUGUUAGGAUGGCUUCUUUUGCCAGAUAUAACCAAUGCAAUUUGCAAUUGCAGUGCAAUUUUUUGUCUUCAAAGC
This is a messenger RNA of Cylicocyclus nassatus, 1113 nucleotides long. NCBI's taxonomy places the organism in Eukaryota, Metazoa, Nematoda, Chromadorea, Rhabditida, Strongylidae. The record is from the annotation of a GenBank genome assembly.